Molecule: messenger RNA, 948 nt
Organism: Microthlaspi erraticum
Lineage: Eukaryota; Viridiplantae; Streptophyta; Magnoliopsida; Brassicales; Brassicaceae
Source: the annotation of a GenBank genome assembly
AUGGCACCGUGCAUCGACACUUCCAGAACCCAUAUUUCUCAAAGCGAUGAUUCUGAUUUCAGUUACCUGAAUUUCUGUCGACCCGGCUUCUCUGAUCGUAUUUCACGCGGGAACCACACGAAAACCCAAACCGACGACGAUGAUGUCUGGCUUAAGAUGCGAGAAGAAGCUAGAUCCGACGUCGAGCAAGAACCCAUUUUAUCGAGCUACUAUUACGCGACCAUCACAUCGCACCGAUCGUUGGGUUCUGCUUUGGCGAGCAUCCUCUCCGUAAAGCUCAGUAAUUUAACCUUACCAAGCGACACGCUUUUCGAAUUGUUCAUCAGCGUUUUAGAAGAAAGCCCUGAAAUCGUGGAAUCGGUGAAGCAAGAUUUAUUAGCAGCCAAGGAAAGAGACCCAGCUUGCGUAAGCUACGUCCAUUGCUUCCUAAGCUUCAAGGGCUUCCUCGCGUGUCAAGCUCAUCGAAUCGCUCACAAGCUCUGGACUCAGGACAGGAAAAUCCUAGCUUUGUUGAUCCAGAACAGAGUAUCGGAGGUUUUCGCCGUCGAUAUUCACCCUGGGGCGAAGAUCGGAAAAGGGAUUCUGUUAGACCACGCGACGGCCGUGGUGAUCGGAGAGACGGCGGUGGUCGGAGACAAUGUUUCGAUUCUCCACGGCGUGACGCUCGGAGGAACAGGGAAACAGUGCGGCGACCGGCAUCCGAAGAUUGGUGAUGGGGUCUUGAUCGGAGCCGGGACUUGUAUAUUGGGGAAUAUAACAAUCGGCGAGGGAGCUAAAAUUGGGUCGGGUUCGGUGGUGCUGAAGGACGUGCCGCCGCGUACGACGGCGGUAGGAAAUCCGGCGAGAUUGAUUGGUGGAAAAGAGAAUCCGAGAAAGCAUGACAAGAGUCCCGGUCUGACCAUGGACCAAACAUCGCAUAUGACCGAGUGGUCUGAUUACGUUAUCUAA